GUUUGAACCAUGUUCACCAUGGCCAUCAACAAUGGUGUGACGAACAAGGGGAACUCACCACUGGUUUAUUUAACGUUUGUAUUGGGCUGCCUGGUCAUGGUCCUGCUCCUGGUCAAUGUCUACUUCUUCAUGCUCUUGGGGAUUGGACAUGCCAGCAAUGCUCCAGAUAAGCCAGAUGAAUCAGAGAAGAAGGUCACGACACGACCGGUAAUUAAUUUUUUUUAAAUAUAAACUCUGACGUCAUUUGAAUCAAUCCAUUUUGUGAAUGACUUAACACAGCAACAACAUAAACAAGAUCAUAAACAAAGACUGAAGUUUAAUCUUAAGGUGACCAGCAUUUUUUUUUAAAUUCAACAUUCUAUCGCCUGACAUUUCUUAAACUACUUAUAUUUAACAACAUAAAUAAUGAUCCCACCAACGCCGCCCUCUGACCCGCCACCCUCUGACCCACCGCCCUCUGACCCAACGCGCUCUGACCCGCCGCCCUCUGACCCACCGCCCUCUGACCCACCUCCCUCUGACCCGCCACCCUUUGACCCACCGCUCUCUGACCCGCCACCCUCUUAUACACCACCCUCUGACCCACCGCCCUCUGACUCACCGCCCUCUGACCCACCACCCUCUGACCCACCGCCCNUCUGACCCACCGCCCUCUGACCCACCGCCCUCUGACCCACCGCCCCCUGACCCUUGCCUGGUUGAAACCGUGUCGUCGUCGCCCCCCCCCCCCGCUAUAAGUGCAAAGUCACAACGCCCUUGAAUCAGAACAAGGAAUAUAUAGAAAAAUAAAAGUAGCCUCUUUAGAGCUAUGUAAAUUUGUAUGCGAUUACCAUGUCACAUCUAUUAAUUUGGUUUCUAUGAAGCUGUACAAUAGAGAUAAGUUUAUCUUAAUGUUUUUAAAAAUUUCAUACACAAACAUUUGAUUUAUCUAGAAAAAAACAUGUGUCGAUAUAUUCCUCAACUUGGACCAUCAUCAAGUUUCAAUUAUUAAAUUGACUCGCGUUUUUUAAACAUCAUAAAUACGUUCCAUAAUUGCUAUUGGUUUAUAGUUUUAUCAGAAAUGUAACAUCACAAACAACAGCGUCCCUAUCUUGUUCUCUCGGGAAAGCAUUUCAAGUGUACAAUAAAUAAUGUCAUUUCUGCAUUGUCCUCCCCCCAUCCCAUCCCCCAGGUGUGCACGACCAAAGAGUGCGUCGAGAUAAGCGCCACCAUCUUAGGAAAGAUCGAUUGGUCAGUGAAUCCCUGCGUGGACAUGUACCAAUUUGCAUGUGGUCAACAUAACUCCAAGGAAUCAACUCCGUUGAACAUUCCAACUUUACACAUUUUCGUCAAUCGAUUCAAGGAGGAUAUAUCAAAGGUAAAGUAUUUUAAACUGGAUUGAUUUUGACCUCUCCCGGUAGCCAUCCACAGGAUCGGAUCAUUUAUAGUUUGAAAUAUAAGUCAGUGAAGUAACGUUUGAUUUAGGAUCUCUUAUAUGUCAAAACUUCAACGCACGUAUCAGAUAUUGGGUUAGGACGCCGGCAGAAAAAAAAAACAUAUUACCUCCGUUUCUUUAAGGCAAUUUAUUUCUCUCUAUCUGUGUACUGCAGUAGCGUAGCCCGGAGGUGGGGGGAAGGUGGGGUGGGCAUGGGUUUGUGAACGCCUGUAUGUUUGAUGUAGAGGGACGAAGCACCUUCCUUUACUUUUUCAUCUCUCAAACCCACUAUUUUCAUUAAAAAAAAAAAAAUCAAGGCCCAUUUUGGCGCCCUCAAUGUGUCUGGUGGCCAGGGACAUAUGUCCCCCCCCUGCCCCCUACUUAGCUACGACUCUGCAGAGACGUGCCGGUUUUACAUGGCCCACCCUGCAUUUAAUAGAAAAGUUGAUAUAAGAGUCGUUUCCAUCAUCUUUAUUUAAUACAAGUGCUACGCACUGCCUUCUAGUGUGAGAAAUUAAUCUCCUAUUUUAAAUUUAUGGCUCGUUCAAACAGUGCUUAACAGAGCCUAUACCAUAGAGAAAUACAAAUAACAAAAACACGACACUCAAAACAGUACCAAUUACAAAUCAUAAGAUUUAAUUUAGAGAUAUUACAAUUACAAAACAAAAGAAAUAUAAUUACAAAUCAUCAACUUACAGAGUAUGGGAAAGUCUUGUACCGGUGCACAAUGAGUACAAUGUGCCAAUUAAUAAUGAUGAAUGAUGAAUGCGAAUAAACACAUAUGAGUACACAGAGAAUAAUACACGUCGCGUGAAGUUAAAAAUAUCUCUGAAUCUAUCUGAAAUUCUGAAACCCCUUAAUUAUAUAAUGGGUCUGCCGACGCGUCUAGAAACGCCUUUGACAUUGUUUACGUUUCUCGUCAAAUCGAGAACGUUCCACAUGAUACAAGGAGACAAACUAACCAUGUUUUAUUGGUAGUCGGCAGUAAACACGACAUAUCAAAAUAAUAGGCCACGCCAAUCUAUGAACGUAAAUCUGCAAGGAAUCUAAUUUGGGGUCAAGCAAAGCUCACGGCACGGAAAAUUGUCAUCCAUAACAACAUGUAAAUAUCACCCGAUGUAAUAGGCAUGAUAAUGGUAGUCAGUUUGCGUUAAUAUCCACCUGCUAUUGCUAAAACGGACCCCAAUUCCGUAAUUUUUUUUUUUAAUUUAAAGUAUUUCUGCAAUGAUGUUUACAUUCCUAACAUCAUUAAAAAAAUUAAGAAGAAUUUUUCUGCCAAAUAUUAUUCGCCUAAUCUAGCCCAUUUCGCGCCACUGGACUAACAUAUUUAGUCUUCUACAAACACGUCCUUUAAAUUACCAAAUCUAAAUGAUCAUUAAUUAAAUCAAUGUUUCACUAAAUGAGUUCAUUUAUGGCUGAUUUCUACGUUAGAGAAAAACUUGAAAUGUCUUGUGUCUUUAAAUUGUUAGAUUUUGGACCUACACUACCUCUUUCUUUCCCAUAAACCAAUUUUGUUCUCUAAAAAUUGUGAAAACUUAUUCCUAAUGUAUAACAAAAAUUGUAUAUACCAUUUUAAAUAAACUUGAUAUUAACGGAAUUUGAUAUACAGUUUUCUUCAGUAAAAAUUGAACAAAAUUUUGCCUUUGUCUUCUACUAUAUUAUCGUAAAAUCCUAUAACUUAUAACAAAAAAUAAUUGUUUCUAAAGAAGUAUCUCUUCACCGUUUUUCCCUCUGUAACAGCCUUUGGUAUCUUGUUCUACAGAAAUGUAAUUAAUCUCAUCCAAAAUACACACCCACUUUACUUUUGGCAAAGUGAAUUUUUUUUUAAAAUGUCUUUUUCUCAAAAUUCCAAUUUUACGUGUGUUAGAUAAUUGCAUAUUGAUAUUCAUGGGCGUACUUAUUAUAGUGGACUAGCGGAAUAUACCAACUAGGUCAGCGCGCAUGCGCAGGACCUGUAGUGUGAGUCUGCAUGGACAGUGUGCUCCGGAGUCAAGCAUAGAGUCAACAUUAUUGGGAACUUGUGUUAUAUGUAUAUUUAUGUUAAUGUUUAUUGUUGGAAAUAAAAACAUAUUAAAAACUCUGUACAAGCCAGUACAACUCAGUACCAUCCAGUAUAGUACGCAGUCAUGGGCGCCCGCAGAAAACUUUCUAGGGGGGGGGCAAAAAAAUUUUUAGUAAUGUUUUAAUAUAGUUUUAAUUUACUGUAGCGUAUGGUGAACGAACGGACAGGACAUCAGCUUAGUUACUUUCUCUUUAUUUUCUCUUUACUUUAAUAAAUUGUUGGUCUAUUUUUGUCUAAAAAAAUUGUAUCCAAUCAAUCCAAGGGGGGGGGGCAAGUGCCCCCUUUGCCCUUACCUGCGGGCGCCCAUGUACGCAGUAAGUAGUUUUUGAAGAAAUCAAUCGACUAGUAUUAGACCGGUACACGGACCUCACGUAACUGAAGAUAUAUACGAAUAAUAGCGAAUUCAACUCUGACCCAGAUAAUACUAAUCCAAAAGCUUUUACAGCAAAAUGAAGUAAUGUUGAAGUUAGCAACAGGGAAUAUGAUUAUUCCGACUAAAUUUACAAGUUUCAAUAGUAAUGAAGAAACCUUCAAUGACUAUUACGCUAGAUAUGUGACUUUUGAGUUAGCAAACAAUGUGCCGAAGGAAAAACAAGAACACUUUUUCCUAGCUAACCAAACAUCGGAACUCCACAAAUUGUUAUCAACACGGGUAAAACAGAGAGACCCACCACAAGGCUUAAAUCAAUGGAAGAAGUUUAUCUGUUAAUGAUGAAACAUUUUGAUCCAGAGAAAGAUUUCAGGUUUGGUCGGAUUCAAGUAGAAACCAGGGGUGAUAAUCAAGGAAUCGACAGCUAGCAUAAGACAGGAAGCAGCAACAUGUGAGUUUCGUAAUUUAAAAAAUCCACUGAAUGAAGCUUUAAGGACAAGAUUUAUGUUUUCUUUCAAGAAUGAAGCUGUACUAAACUUUUUGUUUAGAAUAAAGGACACUGAAUUAUCAUUUCACAAAGCAGUUGAAAUAGCUGUUGAAACAGAAGAGGCAGCUAAGUGUGCCAAGGAAACUGUCCAUGAAGAAACUUCCGUCAAUAAAGUUCAGACUAAAAGAAAUAAACAACAUCAGGCAGCAAAACAAUUUUCUCCGUCUCAAAGACAUCAUUUACCUGUCGGAACGUGUGCCAGGUGGGGAGGAAAAGAACAUACAGGAAAUGUCGGCAAGUAUAAAGACAUGAUCUGCCACUUUUGCCCCAAGAGGGGACAUCUGUAAAGAGUUUGUCUUUAUAAGAAAGAGAAUGCUCCAAAACAGAAAUCAAUUCAUCUCAAAGGAAUGAGAAGUCAAAAACAAAUAAAAAAAUAUCCCACCAAUUAUUCAAAAACUCAUUUUACUAGGAAAGAGAUUUACUUUCGAAAGUGAUACUGGAGCCGGAGAAAAUUUUAUGCCUGAAUCUGUUUGGCGAAAGCUGGGACAGCCAACAUUGAGCCCAGUAUCUGUUAGGUACGAGUCAAUGUCUGGUUACCUGCUUAAUGUUUGUUUUUUUGUUUGUUUGUUGUUGUUUUUUGUUUGUUUUUUUUUUGGGGGGGGGGUGUGAAGAUAAACGCUGAUGCAAGGGAAUUAUCUACACAUCUGUCAUUUGUAGUAGUAAAAGAUCACAACUUUGUUGUUAAAUUUGUUGGGGGGCAGCGCAAUAAGGAACCUGAAUAUUUCACUAGACAACCUUUUUUUCAAACACAGGUCAAUCACACUGGGAAUCAAAACAAGUGGAUAAGAGUGCAGUGUGGAAAAAUGCAUAUUUGCCCAGCAAUCGCUUGAAAAUUUAGGGCAUACAUUAUCAAGCAAUGGCAUAUCAAAAGGAACAAAAGUAGAUGCAGCUAUAACCAUGCCGGCACAAACGGAUAUUUACAGUCUACUGUCAUUUCUUGAUCAAGUGCAGUUUUACAACAAGUUCUUAACAGACCUAUCAACUGUACUUGAGCCACUGUAUUAUUUAACUAAAAAGAACGUAUCAUGGAACUGGAAAACAGAACAAUAAAAAUAUUUUAGGAAAGUCAAGCAAUUGCUUUCUUCUGAUACAUUUCUCGCUCACUAUGACCCAACUCUAGACAUAGGAAUAGCCUGUGACGCCUCUAAUGUUGGUAUAGGAAGUGUUCUGUUUCACAGAUAUCAUGAUGACAGUGACCGCCCUAUUGCUAAUAUUUCAAAAACUCUCACUGGGUCAAAACGCAAAUGUAGCCAGACUCAGAAGGAAGCACUGUCAAUUAUUUUUGCACUAUCAAAGUUCCAUCAACAUCUGUAUAGAAGAAAGUUUGUUUUGGUUAAUUUUUUUAACCGGGUAUCUUAAAUAGUUCUUGUGACAGGUCUCGAAAAAGAAUUGCAAAAGACAUCUAAAUUGGUCGCCUAAAUCAUAAAAGUAAACAGAUCAGCUAAAAAAUUAUAAUACAAGCCAGUGAUGGAUGAACACACUUGUUAUGCCGUCAAUAAAAAUGUUUAUGAACAUGUUAUUGAUGAAUUUCAACAUAUGAAUCAAUUGAAAAAACAUAGGGUUCCUUAACUUUUUGAGGGGUUAAAUUAAACUAAAAUACUAGGGAAAAUAUUUCCCUAGGAUUAUUCAAUAUUAUUCAACUUUGCCUAUGACAAUAUUGAUGAGCAUGAUAAUGAUAAAUCACAAUGAAUAUCACAAAGGGAUGAAUUGAAUAAACCUAGGGUUCAAAAUUUUAUUUUUGAAAUAUUAAAAUCAAAAUAAUGAUAUGAGUUUCACUAUUCCACUAGUUUUUCUACCUCAAAACUUUUUACAUUUGCCUAGGCGUAAUUGAAAUUUAAUUUUUCGGAGAUUGUUACGCACUGACUUGUAUUGGGAGAAAUUAAUCUCCUAUUUUAAUUUUAAUUGGCUCGUUGUAAACAAUGCCUAACAAAGGACGAUACCAUUGAGUCAACAACCUUAAAGAUACGACACCCAAAACAGUUUCUAGUUACAAUUAAUUAAGAUUUAUUAAGUCUUAAGAUAAUUACAAAAUAAAAGAAAAUAUAAUUACAAUCUUCAACUUACAGUAUGGUAGAUCUUGUACCGGUACACAGUUAAUACAGUUAGAUAAUGUGCCAAUGAAUAAGGCGAAAUAAACACAUAUAAGCUCACAAAUACACAAAGAAUAAAACACGCCUCGUAAAGUUAAUAAAAUCUAUCUGAAUCUCCGUCCCUCCGUCCGUGCCUGAAAACCCCAAGUCACUUUCGGUUUGACCGAAACCGAAACUAAACUUACUUUCGUGGUUAAAAUAAGAGACAUUUUUUGAUUUAAAUUCGCCUUCUUGAUAUUUUAAGGAACAAAUGCCUUUUUACUCUGAUCUUCGUUUAGAUCUUAUCAUCCCAUGAUACCCGUUUGUAUGGCAGAGAAUCGAGUGCCCUGGCCAAGAUGAAAAAGUAUCACCGAUUAUGUACAGAUGAAGAACGUAUUAGUCUUAAUUUCAAGUCCAAAAUCUUGCAGGCACGUAAUAAUAUUAUUGGCUUUUUUUUUGUCCGCAUAGUCCUCAAACAGCAAACGUGCUUUCUCCAGAUGGACCAAGCCCACCCGUCUGUCACGGAACAUGGUAUGGUCACAUAGACAACGUGUUGUAGUGUGGUUGACUGGUGAAGCAUACUAGCAUAGUGUGAUGUAAGAAAUCAAAGACCAGGGCAAGAGAAUCCAAUUCAUUCGUUUUCCUCAGUGCCCAGGAAUCAUUUUGUUUCCUCUCAGCACAUGUAUACCGGAGAUGGGAAUAGAACCAAUCCCACAACGAACAUAUAUAAUUCGAAACAUGCCGACGACUAAAUCCGCACAAAAACGAAAUCUGCCGGCCACCGAACCCGAACAAAACCGAAUCCUCCCGACGACUAAACCCGAACAAAAAUGAAAUGACUUUAACUUUAAGGUCCCUGAGUACGAACCAUUCCCUACGUCUUAUCGCAAAAUUAUUAGAACCACCGCUGACGUCACUGUUUUACGAAUGUGGAACAUCACUACUGACGCCAGAAAAGCUUACAGCUAUAUAAUCCGAAUUCAAAACAAAUUUGUAAACCAAAAUAACCUUUUUUUAAAUCAGCCCUUACUCAACUGUCCCCUUUCUCCCCACCCCCGGGCCGAUAUCCUUUCUAGCUUGAUAUAGUAUUAAUAUGUGACAAAUGAAACAACCUUAUUGGCCGACUCUUUGCAAUCCAGUGCCUUCCACAGCCAGCCCUAGCCAUCCUUCCACAGCCAGCCCUAGCCAUCCUUCCACAGCCAGCCCUAGCCAUCUUUACACAACCAGCCCUAGCCAUCCUUACUCAUUUAUCUCUAAAACCCUUAUAUACUCAUCCCAAAAACCUUUACAUACUCAGCCCGAAAAACCUUACACCCUCAGCCCUGUGGUGGAUAAUUAUGAAAAACAGAAACAAUAUGAUAGUCUAGAACAUCUUUCCUCCUAGCCCCUGCAGAGGUUAUGUGUUGUAUGUUUCAAGUAACAAAACAAACGAUGAACAGAUAUAAAUUCGUUAUUAUUUACUGGCUUCAUAUGCAUGACAUACAUACGAUAUAAUCACUUGUGUUCAGAUAACAUAGGCGAGUCUAGAAAUCCUAAACAUGCUAUAACAAAAAAAUAUAGCUAACCACUCCUAGCGAAAUGUAAUAAUUUCCUCUUCCAUCCAUAGCAAUGGUCACUUUUCACAGGACAUCCACAGCAAUCGCUCCUGUCUCUCUCAACCCACUAAAAUUACACACACUUUUUUACUCUCACGUGGUUUGUAUUCCACACACCACCACGGUCAUACGUGGCUGGGAAAACUCGUGGGAUUAAUGGGGGAAAACUAAAGGGAACUCCACUAUCGCUCUCUCACACAACAUCGCAAACAGACCCAGAACAACAUAAUGUGAUCUGACCGUGAAAAAGCCAUAAAACCCUUCCAUACUCAGCCCCAGGUACCCCAAUCCACUCAGCCUUAAACACCAAGAGAUGCCCAGUCCUUGACACACUUAAACACCUUCAAAUAAAUCGUGGUGGGACUCGUCAGCCUUGGGCGAACGCUCAUGUUAGAGAAGGUGAGCUCCGAUCAAAGCCGACAGGGGAAUAACGGUGAUCAACUGACCCGAGACGAACAAAUAUUGCUGUAAAAGUCGAAUUAGUUGAAGCUCGUCAAAUGCACCAAACCGCGACGCCUUCGUGGUACACGUGAAGCAAACUAAAAACAAAAAGUUAUUGUUUUAUUAUUUGACAUGAACAUUAAAUACUAGGGCUGACCCGGGGGGUGGGGGGAGGGGGUUGUUUUUAUAAUCCAGUACGGGUAUUUUGAAAAAAUAGCCGGUUGGGUCCAAGUGUUAAAAAAAGUUAACUUCCCUUUUUCAUAAUUUAUCAUAAUAGUUCCACAGACAGUCCUACACAAUACCUGCCGGCAUUUAGACAAUAGUCCUACAGACAGUUCGACAUCAUACCCGUGGCACUUUUUUUUUAUUUCCGUGAUAUAGUAGUCGCCUCCGAAAAGAUUUAACCAUUUAACCUCAGUUCAACCGUCACGCAUGACGCUCGUUGCUUGAUUACUUUUUUUUUUAAAAACUCAGUAAAAUUAAUAUAAAACGUAUUGAAUAGUGGGAAGGCCAGUUGGGUAUAGGACGCAGUCACAUCAGAAGCGAAAUAUAUUUAAGAGAUAAAAAAAUUAUAUCAUUGUGUCAAUAAUCUGUUGCAGAAUGCUCCAAGAAUAAUGAAAUAUGUUUCGUAAAUCUAAACCAUUGCACUGUUUACAUUCACAGCUUAUAAGUGACGCAGGAUCUUGGACUCUGACAGAAGAAAACGUCAAGCCAUUUGAAUCAUCGACAUGGAGCUUGCAGAAAACGCUGGUCAAGAUGAAUAAAAUGGAUGUGUGGCCGUUGUUUAAGGUUGAGGUGGUCAAAAGAUGGAGAGAAGUGGGAAGCAGUACUCCAGAACACUUUAUCGCCGUAAGCUGUUUGCGAUUCUCGACUUGCUUGUUGAAUGUAUAAUUUCUUUUCAGCUGUUUGUUGUAUUUGUAAAUCUAAGUUAUUGUAAAGUUUCUUAAAGGCCGUUUGUUUUACUUAUAAAUCUAAGUUAUUGUGAAAGUUUGGUUUGGAUCCUAAAAGAACUUUUGUAGAGAUAUUAUAAAAGCUAACCGCAAGUCUCUGCUCAAGCCUUGCAUGUUGUAGAGAUAAGAUCUAACCGCAAGUCUCUGGUCAAACCUUGCAUGUUGUAGAGAUAAGAUCUAACCGCAAGUCUCUGGUCAAACCUUGCAUGUUGUAGAGAUAAGAUCUAACCGCAAGUCUCUGGUCAGGCAUUGUAUAUUGCAGAGAUAAGAGCUGACUGCAAGUCUCUGGUCAAACCUUGUAUAUUGUAGAGAUAAGAGCUGACUGCAAGUCUCUGGUCAAACCUUGCAUGUUGUAGAGAUAAGAGCUGACUGCAAGUCUCUGGUCAAACCUUGCAUGUUGUAGAGAUAAGAGCUGACCACAAGUCUCUGGUCAAACCUUGCAUGUUGUAGAGAUAAGAGCUGACCACAAGUCUCUGGUCAAGCCUUGCAUGUUGUAGAGAUAAGAGCUGACCACAAGUCUCUGGUAAAGCCUUGUAUGUUGUUUUUCCAAUCCUUUAAAACAUUUGUCAUUGAAUCUUUGGCUUAUUCGGGCCAUUUUAAUGGAUCGGGGGGGGGGGGCACAUUUCAUGUUGGAAAAAAUAUAUUUAAACUGUUGAUUAAUUCUUAAGCCUGGCCAAACUGUUUAUUACUAACCAGUGUCUUGCUCUUUGUUGAUUAGGCAUUUCAAUAUCUAGGCGCUGCAUUUUCCAAAUAGUUCACAUUAUAUUUGAAAUUUAUAUGAAUGCUAAGACGUCAUUAAAUCUAAUCUUGUUUAGUUUUCACGCCCAGUACAUGGCAAGCAAUGUUCCCUUUAAGCUGCGCUACUGUGCGGCAGCGCAGCUAUCUCACAGACGCCGCUCAUCAGUUUUGAGUAUCCGCGCAGCAAAUUUCUAUGUAAUUGUCUAAAUUGUGUGUUUAUGGGCUUGAAAAAUUUUGCACACAAAAAUUGAUGCCGUAAAACUUUGCACACAACUGUAUGAUUUUGCACACGAACUAGCAAACCUUAGAGGGAACAUUGAUGGCAAGUCUAAUAAUGUUCUAGUAUUUGUUGGGUAGAUCUUGCAUUCAGUCAAAGUGCUUCGUUUUGAGACCAAGAAUGCUGGAUGUGACCUACAGGUCACACUGUUCCCCACCCACUAAUCUAAAGAAACAUCAAAUGCCUUCCAACAAUCGGCACUCACCAUUUGGAAUACUACUGUCCACAGAACCACCCCUCUAAUUACCCAUGAACUACAAAAGCAGCUCCUAAAAUGUAUGAGAAACGAAGUUCUUCUAAUAAGUAAAUAGUGCUAUAAUUGUCCCCGUAGCGUCUAUUGUUGGGCUCCGAGGAGGACAAGCUUAGGCCAGUGACCUGCGGAUUCUUUCAGAAUUUACAUUUACCAUAGAUACAAAACUAGUUCCCCAUGUAUGCUAACACUUAUUUAUGUAUUCAAGUCUAAAUUCAACUACACAAAGUAGUCCGAUAUUUGUAAAUAUUUAAAGUGUAUGUUGUCUAAUUUAGCUCAAUGUAGGUAAAUGGAGUUCGUUUGAAACUGGGAUUUACGAUGAAAAGAAAAUUGAAGAGCUCGCUCACUUAACUGCAGCGCUGGGCGGAGACCCCUUGACAGUGAGACAGAAAAUAAAACAGGUCUUGGAAUUCUCAACGGAGCUCAUAUCG
This is a messenger RNA of Lymnaea stagnalis (great pond snail), 11144 nucleotides long. The record is from the annotation of a GenBank genome assembly. Lineage: Eukaryota; Metazoa; Mollusca; Gastropoda; Lymnaeidae.